Molecule: messenger RNA, 735 nt
Organism: Pyrgilauda ruficollis (rufous-necked snowfinch)
Lineage: Eukaryota; Metazoa; Chordata; Aves; Passeriformes; Passeridae
Product: pancreatic alpha-amylase-like
Exons: 4
Biological process (GO): carbohydrate metabolic process
Molecular function (GO): cation binding; alpha-amylase activity
Source: RefSeq, a predicted model, not a curated record
AUGCAAAUCCUUCUCCUCCUCCUCGCAGCUGCAGGGCUUUGUUGGGGGCAGUACAACCCCAACACUGUCCCAAAGAGAACCUCCAUUGUGCAUCUCUUUGAAUGGCGCUGGCAGGAUAUUGCUGAGGAGUGUGAACGCUACUUAGCUCCUAAUGGAUUUGGAGGAGUUCAGGUUUCACCUCCAAAUGAAAAUAUUGUUAUUACUAACCCGAACAGGCCCUGGUGGGAAAGAUACCAGCCCAUUAGCUACAAGAUCUGCUCUCGAUCAGGAAAUGAAGAGCAAUUCAGAGACAUGGUGAAGAGAUGCAACAAUGUUGGAGUUCGUAUCUAUGUGGAUGCUGUCGUCAACCAUAUGUGUGGGGCUGCAGGUGGCUCAGGUACACAUUCUACCUGUGGAAGCUAUUUUAAUGCUGGAAACAGAGAUUUUCCAGCUGUCCCGUACUCUGGCUGGGAUUUCAAUGAUGGCAAAUGUCACACUGGAAGUGGAGAAAUUGAAAGUUAUAAUGAUAUCUAUCAGGUCCGGGACUGCCGCUUGAGCAGCCUUCUGGAUCUGGCCCUGGAGAAGGACUAUGUGCGCUCAAAGGUUGCAGAAUACAUGAACCAUCUCAUUGACAUUGGUGUAGCAGGAUUCCGAAUUGAUGCUGCCAAGCACAUGUGGCCUGGGGACAUAAGAGCAUUUCUGGACAAGCUGCAUGAUCUGAACACUCAAUGGUUUUCUGCAGGAACUAAACCUUUC